AUGCUGUUCUCGCCCUUGAACGUUCCAGUUCGUGUCAGUCUGCGCCAGUCCGCUGCCCUGCUUACCUCCCCUGAAUGGCAGGAGAUUACCAGGACUUGGGCCUUGAUUACGCCCGGAAUUCCGGCUUCGGCUGCUGGUUGGCUCACGGUCCGCCCUGCCAUGAUCUCCGAGCUCUCACCUACAGUACUGUACAUGUAA
This is a messenger RNA of Penicillium nucicola, 198 nucleotides long. RefSeq lists its product as uncharacterized. The record is from RefSeq and is a predicted model, not a curated record. The coding region runs from base 1 to 198 and encodes 65 amino acids. Lineage: Eukaryota; Fungi; Ascomycota; Eurotiomycetes; Eurotiales; Aspergillaceae. The transcript has a single exon.